AUGUUUGCGCUCACUCCAGGAGGCAUUUGCAAGCACCACGGUAUCCUGGACCCAUGUCGGUGUCCGUCGGUUCGGGUUGGUGCCCCCAGCCAGACAGAGCCAGGACCUUCAUGCCGUGUUGACGGACGGCUACCCGGUCGCUGCUGCCGCUCCCGCUCCCCGAUUGUUGGCACCGGAUACCAUCCCGAGGCACGCGAGUGGGGGAGGACGGGUGUCGGCGAUCGGAGAUCGGACCCACGCCUUACACCCGGGAGUGGGGCAGGGAAGACGUGUGGCACGGAACAGGGCACGCAGGCGUUCUGCCAGGGCGCCGGAGAACCGAUCGACGGCCAACGGCGCAGUGGAGAAAGGAGAGUGGGCCGUGGGGGGCGUUCGGCAAUAUUGCUGUCGCUAAACCUCGACAACGAGGACGAGACAUGGACCAGGUUGAUGGCGGUCCAUCGGUGGCUACUCUCCCGUGGUGAAAACGUUCCCCUCAACCAAGGACCGAGCAGGGGACAUGCCUUCGGGGACCUCCACGUGGAGGCCACGAGCUCCGGCUCGACAGAUGUGGGACGGUGGUUGACCUUCUUCCAGUCCACCGUUGUCCGGACCAUCUUGGAGGCACGCGAGUGGGGGAGGACGGGUGUCGGCGAUCGGAGAUCGGACCCACGCCUUACACCCGGGAGUGGGGCAGGGAAGACGUGUGGCACGGAACAGGGCACGCAGGCGUUCUGCCAGGGCGCCGGAGAACCGAUCGACGGCCAACGGCGCAGUGGAGAAAGGAGAGUGGGCCGUGGGGGGCGUUCGGCAAUAUUGCUGUCGCUAAACCUCGACAACGAGGACGAGACAUGGACCAGGUUGAUGGCGGUCCAUCGGUGGCUACUCUCCCGUGGUGAAAACGUUCUCCUCAACCAAGGACCGAGCAGGGGACAUGCCUUCGGGGACCUCCACGUGGAGGCCACGAGCUCCGGCUCGACAGAUGUGGGACGGUGGUUGACCUUCUUCCAGUCUACCGUUGUCCGGACCAUCUUGGAGGCACGCGAGUGGGGGAGGACGGGUGUCGGCGAUCGGAGAUCGGACCCACGCCUUACACCCGGGAGUGGGGCAGGGAAGACGUGUGGCACGGAACAGGGCACGCAGGCGUUCUGCCAGGGCGCCGGAGAACCGAUCGACGGCCAACGGCGCAGUGGAGAAAGGAGAGUGGGCCGUGGGGGGCGUUCGGCAAUAUUGCUGUCGCUAAACCUCGACAACGAGGACGAGACAUGGACCAGGUUGAUGGCGGUCCAUCGGUGGCUACUCUCCCGUGGUGGAACCAAUCGCCUCAGUCAAGGACCGAGCAGGGGACAUGUCUUCGGGGACCUCCACGUGGAGGCCACGAGCUCCGGCUCGACAGAUAUGGGACGGUGGUUGACCUUCCUCCAGUCCGAUACUGUCCGGACCAUCUUGGAGGAGGCGUUUGCGAGUGUGGUCGUGUCCUGGACCCAUGCCGGUGUCCGUCGGUCCGGCUUGGUGACCCCAGCCAGACAGAGCCAGGACCUGCACGCCGUGUUGACGGACACCUACCCGGUCGGUGCUGCUUCCGCUCCUGCUCCCCGACUGUGUGCGCCGGAUGCUAUCCCGACGCCCGUGAGCGGAGAAGGACGGGUGUCGGUGGUCGGAGAUCGGACCCACGCCUUACGACCAGCAGUGAUGGGGGGACACAGGGCUCCCGCCAGGGCGCUGGAUAACGGAUGGCCGGCCAACGGGGAAGAAUUCGCUGCUACACAGGCAGGGCCAGCAAGUACGGCAAGGCAGCAGGAGGAGGUCGCGCAUUUGGCAGGGGCGCACAUGACCUCUGCACCGCAGUUAGCCGCACGAGCCGCACAAUCCACUGCAAGGGACUACGGACGGGCCUCGGGUACGUCUAGGCCGUCGGCGAAGGCCGCCCCUGCGGCUUUGGCCACCCUGCCGUCCCGCGGGGGCGUGUUGGCAGCCUCACUCGCAAGGAAUCGGGGUGAAGCUUCUGGUGGAGAUCAUGUCAGGAUUGGGGGGACACCUGCAACAACGUCGCCUGCACGAGCAGCUGAGACGGGAGGGGGCGGGUCGAGCGAGCAUGCUGUGCCGUCGGCAAUGGCCGAGCCAGUGCCUUCGACGGCACAAUUGAGCUGCUGGCGAGGCGCUAGUAGCUUCCAGGACCCGCCGAUUACGGGAAGCAACGGGAACGGCGGGGCGACGUCCAGCGGGGGUGAAUUUGGUGGCGCACGGAGCGAAGGGAAGCCGCAGCAACCAGCGGCGGCGGCGGCGGCGGUGGCGGUUGCCGCUGGGCUUGCGGGGGUGGCGGUGGCGAGUGCUGGGAGUGCUGGUUCUUCCCCGCUGACCGGUGCUGGAGGUAUCGCCGAAACCGGCGGCAAGAAGGUGCGGAAGAAGACAAAGCCGGUGUCCGCAGCUGUUUUGGAGGUGCGCAACCGGCGUCGGGAGAAGAUCCAGGAGAAAGCGGCGCAGAGGAGGUCAUCGGCUGUUGCCCAACCCGUUGCCGAACCACGCGAGUCUCUGCCUGGGAACACCGCCACUGCUGAGCUUGGUGGUGGUGGUGGAAACACGGAGCCUACCGCUGUGGCGAAGAAAAAUCUACGUAAACCCGGACGCGCGCCAGACCUCGGCGUUGCGGCUUUACACAAAGCCUUGUGGGGCGGGGGCGGAAAACGAGCGACCCAGGGUCAAAGGUCCUCCAGCAACAACGUUGCUGGGCUUAACACUGGAAAGGGCUCGGGCGCGCAGGGAUGGGUGCUGCAGAAGGAAAUGCGGCAGCAGGAACGAUGCAUACGGUACUGGAACCAGCAGCAGCAGCAGCAGCAGGAGCCGGAGGAGGGGCUCGUACAGGGGGCGGGUUCUCCCGAGCCACAUGCUUGGCAAGAGGCGGGGGGAGGCGUUAAGGUCCGCGAGUAUGCGCCGGAGGGGGGAGGCGCCACGGUCCGCAAGUAUACGCCCGAGGAGCAGAGGGAGGAAAACGAGAGGGCGGACAAGAAGCAGGAGGGAAAGAAGGAGAAGGGGGAAGAGAACCGGAAGGAAGAGGAGGCGGAAAGGGUGAAUGGCAGGCCUGCCUCGCACAUGGCACCUUCCUGCGCUGCCGAUCAAGGAACGACCCACGCUGCAGCCUCAUCUGAUUUCGAGGGAAGAUGUUACGACGAGGAGGUAGCGAAGUCCAAGAAGCUAUUGUCCUUCGAGGACGCCGAGUCGUUCUUGGCCAAGAACCUGCCGGGCGUCGAGGACGUGUACUCGAUGGGUCAGACCAUCGGCAUCUCGAUCCGGGGGGACGGCAACUGUUUCUGGACGUCUUGCUCUCUUGCGGCGCUGCUAUGGGCCUCGUGCCAGGACCGCCUGCAUCACCUGCAAGAUAUUCUCGCCCGUUACAGGGCUAUUUGUCGGGGUAGCUGCCGCGCGUACUACGCCCUCUCGCUGGCAAUGAAGGAGAACGUUGACACGUUCGUUUCCUUCGUGGAGAUGCUUCUUCGCCUCAAGACGACGGGCACCUCCAACCAGGACCUGGUGGGUUUCCUUGUACGCCAUCUCUCGAAACCCUCCGAGGGGAAUCAAGAAGGCAGCCUCCACGCGCCCUUGUUCAAGGGCAUGGUCCUCGCCACACGAAUUGCUGCUACGGUCUACAAGACCCCCUCCGCCGGACCUGAAAGUUUGGAUGGUUUCGCCACCGUGUCCGAAUACACCAAUGGUGACAUGUUCGACCUGAGGCCGGGCGAACCUCUGGGGAUUCGCGUCGACCUUGUGGCAGAUUACUGCGAGCCUAGCGGCGAACAUGUGACAUAUCGGUGCAACGACGGCGACAGGGAGAAAUUUGGUUACGGGCCUGUUUCGAGACUCCUUCCCUUGGUUGACAGCAUCGCCGUUCGGAAGGGUGCUCUGGCACACUUUGAUCUGCGGAUCAAAGCUUGCUCCAGCGUUGGCGCCGCCCUUGCUGAGGCAUUAAAGAUUCGGCAGCUUACGGACGAGGACGGCCUGGCCGAGCACCACCGCCGCUUGAAGCUGGAGAUUGUGUCCCAGGUUGUCAUUCAUCCUGGAGGGUGCCCAAGGUGCUCGAUGCACAUCCCUCAGUCAGCAGUGGUGUGCGAAAUGUGUAAUUUCCCAGUGCCGGACGGAUUCGUGUACGCUCCGGAUCCGGGAGGCGGUGCUGUGCAUCCGGCAGCGGAGGUGGCGGAGGUAGCGCCAGCCAGACCUUCAGCGACCAACUAA
Molecule: messenger RNA, 4206 nt
Organism: Ectocarpus siliculosus
Lineage: Eukaryota; Phaeophyceae; Ectocarpales; Ectocarpaceae
Source: the annotation of a GenBank genome assembly